Molecule: messenger RNA, 688 nt
Organism: Metopolophium dirhodum (rose-grain aphid)
Lineage: Eukaryota; Metazoa; Arthropoda; Insecta; Hemiptera; Aphididae
Product: E3 ubiquitin-protein ligase RNF180-like
Exons: 2
Coding region: 249-602 (117 amino acids)
Biological process (GO): positive regulation of proteasomal ubiquitin-dependent protein catabolic process; protein polyubiquitination; norepinephrine metabolic process
Cellular component (GO): endoplasmic reticulum membrane
Molecular function (GO): ubiquitin conjugating enzyme binding; ubiquitin protein ligase activity
Source: RefSeq, a predicted model, not a curated record
UAAUACAUUAAUACCAUGAACCAUAUUUACUAUUUAGCGUCUUUACUUUGCGUCUUGUAACUUGUUGGUUGUUAUUACUUGUUAUAAAAUUGUCACAUUUUUUAGAUUUUGAAUUUUCUAAAACAAAAAAUGUUAAUUUAAUUUGUAAAUAGGUACAUCAAUAUACAUUUAAAGAAAUUAUUUUUUUUGUAAUUGAUUAAUUUUUUAUCUUAAUUUAUUUCUUAUAAACUAUUUGUAUUUUAGUUAAAAUGACUAAUAUUAGUAUUAAAUGUCAAAAAUGUCGAUUUGAAUUAGCAUCAAGUGAUAGUUCUUCUAUACUUGAUUGUCAUGAAAAGCAAAUUCAAAAUACAGCUAGAGUCACAUACAGUUGCAAUGAUAACGUAAUGGAAAAUAAUUGGUACAUAUCAUCUACUACUUUACCUGAAUGGAUAAAUUCGUCAAUUGAAGAAGAUGAUUGGCAAAAAGGUAAAUUGACUUGUCCAAAUUGCAAUUUAAGAGUUGGUUCUUUUGACUUUGUUGGCGGUAUGAAAUGCCCAUGUAAGAAAUAUGUAUUACCUCAAAUCCAUUUAGUUAAAAGUAAAACAGAUAUUUACUUUCGAUAAAAAUUAUGUACUCAUAUUCUAUUAAUGUUAUGUAUGAUUUAUUGAUUUUUGUUAAUAAAUAAAGAGUGUAAUCUUAUUCCAAUAUA